Molecule: messenger RNA, 668 nt
Organism: Sinocyclocheilus rhinocerous
Lineage: Eukaryota; Metazoa; Chordata; Actinopteri; Cypriniformes; Cyprinidae
Exons: 3
Coding region: 14-559 (181 amino acids)
Source: RefSeq, a predicted model, not a curated record
UCUCUUCAGUGAGAUGCUGCUGCAGCGGCUGAUCAACAUGUGGGAUCUGGGUCUGGGUAACAUCCUGACGCGAGAGGAGACGUCCUACAUGCGUGACAUGGCCGUGAACCGCUUUGAUAAGAUCAUGCAGGUGCUGAAGUCCAUGCUGCUGGUCUUCAGGAACAUCAACACCGUCCGCUGCAUCAACAUCACUCUGGGAGCUCCAGUCGACCGCUACUUCAUCAUGGCCAAGUGUGCUGUGAGGGGAUGGGGCAGAGCUCAGGCCGACGACACCAGGAUGCUGUCCACACUGUCUGUCUUCCACUGGCUCUGCUCCUUCUGGGAAAGCAUCAAGUUUGAAUUCGCUUUAAGGUCAGAGAAGGCGCUCAUGAGCGUGACUCGCUUUCUGCUGAAGCCGCUGUCUUACUGCGGUCUCAUCAUUCACGCUGGAGCAGGACGUGUAUCAGUAUCUGAGGUGAAGCGCUGUCCUCUGAGCCUGUGGAGCCUGCUGCGUGUGGCUUUGCGCUCAGAGCUUGAGCUUCCAGGAACCUCUCACACAGUCUGUGUUGCUUUUCUCUGAAGUAUGCGCUGGCGAGCUGCAUUUCACAGAAAGCCGAGCACGUUUUAAUUGAGCUUUUAUCAAUAAUGAUAUUCUGGCAUUUAAAAGACUUGUUUCAUUCAAGACACUG